Messenger RNA from Acanthoscelides obtectus, 480 nucleotides. The record is from the annotation of a GenBank genome assembly. NCBI's taxonomy places the organism in Eukaryota, Metazoa, Arthropoda, Insecta, Coleoptera, Chrysomelidae.
AUGCAAAAGAGAUUGUUUGGUUUGACAUUAAAAGAACUCAGAAAGCUAGCCUAUCAAUUAGCGGUUAGGAAUGGUUGUGAGCAUCCAUUUAACAAAGAUACAGAAAUGGCGGGAGAAGACUGGGCCCACUCAUUUAUGAGGUGUCAUUCAGAGUUAAGUUUGAGGAAGCCUGAGGCCACUUCUGGAUCACGUGCCAUGGGAUUUAACCGAGUAGCAGUCGCGCAGUUCUUUACAUUAUUAAAUAAAGUUAUUAUUGAGAAAAAAAUUACCUGUGAAAGAAUUUAUAAUUGCGAUGAGACUGGCAUUACAGUGAUUCCAAAGCAGCAUUCAAGGGUUAUUGCAAAUAGAGGACAACAUCAGGUAGGCGUAUUGACUUCUGCUGAGCGUGGCAAUACAGUAACGGCAGAAAUUUGUUGCUCUGCUGCGGGAAAUUUCAUGCCCCCCCUGUUGAUUUUCCCGCGACAAAAGAAGAGACAAUAA